CGGGGCCCGCGGUGGAUGCGGAGGCUGCUGGCCGGUUUCGCGCGCGCGAGCCCACUGAACAGGGCCCCUCCUCGUUGCCCCGGCAACCGUCGAAAGAGCCGGGGGUCCCGCCUGACUAGGCCGCGACGCAGCCUCGCCUUCGUUCCCGUGGCAGCCAUGCCGGGCAGGGCCAAGGCCUCGCCCGCUUGUGGGCCCGCGCGGCCUGAGGACUCGGAGGGCGGCCGCGGGGCCAAGGCCGGCGCCGCCCAAGACGAGCCGGAGGCCGAAGGCGCGAAGGAAGGCGGCGCUGCCGCUGCAGCCGCCUGCGAAGCCGGCCCCAACCUGGGCGACCCGGAGAUCGUCAAGUCCCCCAGCGACCCCAAGCAGUACAGAUACAUCAAACUUAAAAAUGGCUUGUGCGCAUUGCUGAUUUCGGAUCUGAAUAACCCAGAUGGUAGCCCUUGUGCUGCAUCUUCAGAGGGAGAGGAUGACUCUGAAGAUGACACUGAUGAAGAUGAUGAUUCUGGAGCAGAAAUUGAGGAUGAUCAAGAAGGAUAUGAUGAUGACGAGGACUAUGAUGAUGAUCUCGAUGACCCUGAUAGUGACUUGGAAGAGUUAGCAGAUAAAGUGGAGACAAGAAAAAGGAAUUGCACAGAAAAACAGUCUGCAGCUGCACUUUGUGUUGGUGUCGGCAGUUUCUCAGAUCCUGAAGAUCUGCCAGGGUUGGCACAUUUUCUGGAACAUAUGGUUUUUAUGGGCAGUUCAAAAUACCCAGCUGAGAAUGGGUUUGAUGCUUUUCUGAAGAAACAUGGGGGUAGUUGUAAUGCUUCAACGGACUGCGAACGGACACUUUUCCAGUUUGAUGUACAGAGGAAAUAUUUCAAGGAAGCGCUUGAUAGAUGGGCACAGUUUUUUAUUCAUCCUUUAAUGAUUCAGGAUGCAAUUGAUCGGGAAGUUGAAGCAGUGGAUGGUGAAUAUCAGCUUGCAAGGCCUUGUGAUGCAAAUCGAAUAGAGAUGUUGUUUGGAAGUCUUGCCAAGUCUGGACAUCCAAUGAAGAAGUUUUUCUGGGGUAAUGCAGACACGCUGAAACAUGAGCCAAAAGAAAAAGACAUUGAUACCUACACCAGACUGAGGGAGUUCAGGCAGCGUUACUACUCAGCGCAUUAUAUGACAUUAGCUGUGCAAUCUAAAGAAACCUUGGAUAAUCUGGAAAAAUGGGUGACGGAAAUCUUCUCAGAGAUCCCAAAUAAUAAUUUACCUAGACCUGUAUUUAGCCACCUGACCGAACCUUUUGAAACACCAGAAUUUCACAAAUUGUACAGAGUUGUUCCAAUCAGGAAAACCCACUUUUUGAAUAUCACUUGGGCUCUUCCACCACAAGAAGAGCACUACAGAGUGAAGCCUCUUCAUUAUAUUUCUUGGCUUGUUGGACAUGAAGGCAAAGGCAGCGUUCUUUCAUAUCUCAGAAAAAAAUUCUGGUCCCUUGCAUUAUACGGUGGGAAUGAUGAAACAGGAUUUGAGCAAAAUUCCACGUACUCAGUCUUCCGUAUUUGUGUUACAUUGACGGAUGAAGGUUACAAGCAUUUCUACGAGGUUGCUCAUGUAGUAUUCCAGUAUUUAAAAAUGUUGCAGCAAACAGGACCAGACCAAAGAAUAUGGGAAGAGAUGCAGAAGAUUGAAGCCAAUGAAUUUCAUUACCAAGAGCAGAUUGAUCCAGUUGAAUAUGUGGAAAGUCUAUGUGAAAAUAUGCAGCUUUUUCCAAAGGAGGACAUUCUGACAGGAGACCAACUUCUUUUUGAAUACAAGCCAGAAGUCAUUUCUGCAGCUCUUCAGAAGCUGACACCCCAACGAGCCAACCUUAGUCUGUUAUCAGCUUCACAUGAAGGUCAAUGCCAUGAGAAAGAAAAGUGGUUUGGUACACUCUACAGUAGUGAAGAUAUUGAUCCAUACUGGAGAGAUAUGUGGGCCAGUGACUUUCUGUUAAAUCCAGAGUUACAUCUCCCUGAAGAAAACAGAUAUAUUGCAACUGAUUUUGCUCUGAAGGCCCCUGACUGUCCCCAGACAGAAUAUCCAGUUAGUAUUGUGAGCACCCAGCAAGGUUGUUUGUGGUACAAGAAGGAUGAUAAAUUCAAAAUCCCUAAAGCUUAUAUCCGUUUCCAUCUAAUCUCACCGUUGAUCCAGCAAUCUGCCGAAAAUGUGGUCCUUUUUGAUACGUUUGUGAACAUUCUUGCCCACAAUCUGGCUGAACCUGCCUAUGAAGCAGAUGUUGCUCAACUGGAGUACAAGCUGGUUACUGGAGAGCAUGGAUUAAUAAUUCGUGCCAAAGGAUUCAAUCACAAACUACCACUGCUGUUCCAACUCAUCAUUGAUUAUUUAGCUGACUUCAGCUUUACUCCAGAAGUUUUUGAGAUGAUAACUGAGCACCUGAAAAAGACCUACUUCAACAUCCUCAUCAAGCCAGAGACGCUGGCAAAGGAUAUACGUCUCUUAAUAUUAGAGCACGGCCGGUGGUCUAUGACUGAGAAAUAUGAGACACUCAUGAAGGGCCUCUCCAUAGAUUCUCUUCUGUUGUUUGUGAAGGCUUUCAAAUCUCAGCUCUUUGCAGAAGGUUUAGUCCAAGGAAACUUCACAAGUCAUGAAUCAAAAGAAUUUCUGGAUUAUGUUGUGGAAAAGCUGCAGUUCCUUCCACUCGUACAUCCGUGUCCAGUGCAGUUCCGGGUGGUGGACUUGCCAAGCUGCCAUCUGCUGUGCAAAGUGAAAACGCUUAACAAGGGAGAUUCAAAUUCUGAAGUCACAGUCUACUACCAGUCAGGAGCUAGAAGUUUAACAGAAUAUUCUCUCAUGGAAUUGCUUGUGAUGUACAUGGAGGAGCCUUGUUUUGAUUUCCUGCGAACCAAGCAAACCCUUGGAUAUCAUGUGUACCCUACAUGUAGGAAUACAUCCGGGAUCCUUGGCUUCACUAUUACGGUAGAAACACAAGCAACCAAAUACAAUUCUGAAUUUGCAGAUAAGAAGAUAGAAGAAUUUCUUCAAUGUUUUGAGGAAACAAUCAAGAAUAUGACUGCAGAGGCCUUCAAUACACAGGUCACAGCUCUCAUUAAAUUAAAAGAAUGUGAAGAUUCUCAUCUUGGUGAAGAGGUGGAUAGGAAUUGGACAGAAGUGGUGACUCAACAGUACCUGUUUGACAGAUUAGUUCGAGAGAUUGAAGCUCUAAAAUCUCUUUCUCAGUCACAAUUAGUUGACUGGUUUCUAGCACACAGAGGCAAAGAACGCAAAGUGCUUAGUGUACACGUGGUUGGAUUUGGAAUCCACGAAGGUGACCCAGAAACUUCCUCUCCCUCAAAUAUGCACAGCCUCUCAUGCAACGACAUACCUCAGCUAGAGUUCUUGGAUGCUUCUUCUCUGACAGAUACAACUUGUAUCAAGGAGAUCAAAGUGUAUACGUCAUCUCUGAAUGUUCUGCCGUACCACAAGAUAUUAAAAUAAUACAUUUCAGACUGCCAUAAUGCGUAGUACAACUUUAACUACUGAAUAUUGGGGAAGUCUGCUUUACUACAGAGAAUCCAGUCUACUUAAGCUUUUCUGGAAAAUAUGUAAUUGAAUACCCUUCAUGCUCAACUGUGCAACAAGGCUGUAUUUUCAGAGGCAGGUAUAUAGAGAGCUAUGUUCUUGGUAAAAUGUAUGCAAUAUGGAAGGCGGAGGAAAGUGAGCAGACUGAAAAACUUGUGUAAUGUAGUGGGUCUUUCUUCUUUGAAUGAUAUUUUACUUGGAGAUAAUGGGGACAGGAAGAGAAUGAGGAGGAGAACUGAUAGAUAUGCAAGUGGACUUCUAAGUUCUCAAUUAACUGUGUGCUAUUUUAAGGGACAAAAGUGAUAAAUCAAUUACUAUCAGUGUGUUUUAGACUUCUUUACAUCAAUAACGUGCUUCUGUACAACAGUUCAGAGCAAGAACUCUGCUAGCCUCAUGGAAAACACAAAUGAUAAAAAAAUACAAAGGCUUGUGCAUGAGGUAGUUCAGGAUGAGUACUCUCGAGAUAUUAUGUGCAAUAAAUUAAUGACUGAGAUAAUUUUGUGGAGGUUGUUCCAAUAUAACAGAAUCGUUCUUGACAUCCAUUUUGAAUCAUUAAUUUUUAAAGAUUUAGAAUUUGAAGAAACACUGGUAGAUUGCUUCGCGAAUGAAAUAAAACAAUGUUGAACUACAAAA
Anolis sagrei ordinatus is the source of this 4182-nucleotide messenger RNA. It is a transcript of the gene NRDC, whose product is annotated as nardilysin convertase. NCBI's taxonomy places the organism in Eukaryota, Metazoa, Chordata, Lepidosauria, Squamata, Anolidae. Gene Ontology annotation, biological process: proteolysis. Gene Ontology annotation, molecular function: metal ion binding; metalloendopeptidase activity. The record is from RefSeq and is a predicted model, not a curated record.